Lodderomyces jiufengensis is the source of this 375-nucleotide messenger RNA. RefSeq names its product Ran GTPase-binding protein (gene NTF2). Gene Ontology annotation, cellular component: nuclear pore central transport channel. NCBI's taxonomy places the organism in Eukaryota, Fungi, Ascomycota, Pichiomycetes, Serinales, Debaryomycetaceae. The transcript is spliced from 2 exons. The coding region runs from base 1 to 375 and encodes 124 amino acids. The record is from RefSeq and is a predicted model, not a curated record. Gene Ontology annotation, biological process: protein import into nucleus.
AUGUCUACUGAUUUCAAUUCAGUUGCAAAUGAAUUUUGCAAAUUUUAUUAUAAUCAAUUUGAUACCGAUAGAGCACAAUUAGGUAAUUUAUAUAGACCAGAAUCAAUGUUAACUUUUGAAACUUCACAAUUACAAGGAGCAAGAGAUAUUGUUGAAAAAUUAUCAUCAUUACCAUUUCAAAAAGUUCAACAUAGAAUUUCAACUUUAGAUGCACAACCAGCUUCACCAAAUGGUGAUAUUUUAGUUAUGGUUACUGGAGAAUUAUUAAUUGAUGAAGAACAAAAUGCUCAAAGAUAUUCUCAAGUUUUUCAUUUAAUUCCUGAUGGUGGUUCUUAUUAUGUUUUCAAUGAUAUUUUUAGAUUAAACUAUUCAUAA